CCACAGCUGGACGUUGGUGUGAGCCGGCAGAGAGCGAGGACAGCCUGAUGAGAGUCUAAAGCUGCAGUAGAGUCGAGGUGACAGACAUGAGGAACCUGGACCAGUAUGGACGAAUUCACCUGGAGAGUCUGGUCUGUGCAGGAAUGUCCAGUCUGGUGUUGGUUCUACUGGGACUGCUGGGCUCGGUCCACGGCUGUCCUGGUGUCUGCACCUGCUAUGGUAACACCACUGACUGCUCCGCUGUCGGCCUUCUCUCUCUGACGCCCAUCCUGGUACUGGUGGACCAGGACUCUCUGAUCCUCCGCCUACCCCAGAACAACCUCUCCUCCCUGGGCACGACUGAAUUGUCGAACCUCAGCAGCCUGGAGCUCCUGGAUCUUUCCCAGAACCACUUUUCCACCCUACAGCCUGGAGCUUUUUCUGGCCUGAGCAGCCUGCGCUGGCUCAAUAUCUCUGCUAACUACCUCGGGGUGCGCCUGGCAACGGCUGACCCCAACAGCAGCACAGAGGUCCAGCAGGGCUUGAAUGGAAGUCAAGGGAGCGUUGGCCUGAGCAAGGAGGCUUUCAAGGGGCUGUGGCGGCUGCGAGGGCUCGACCUGUCCUCCAAUGGCCUCCUGUGGCUGCCCAAGGGCCUGCUGGAUCCGCUUCCGAGACUCGCCUGGCUGUCCUUGGCCAGCAACCGGCUGGUGGCCCUUGACAGAGUCACCUUCGAGCCCCUGGUGGGGCUACAGCAGCUCCAGCUGGCGGGAAAUCCCUGGGAGUGCGACUGCAAGCUGAGAGACUUCAAGCACUGGAUGGAGUGGUUGAUUUACAGGGAUGGGCAGGUAGAUGCAUUGCAGUGCAGUCUCCCUGGGGAUUUGAAGGGCAGGGAUAUCCGCAGCGUGCCAGCAGAGAUGUUCAGCUACUGCCUGCAGAGUCCGACCAAAGAGGGCGCAUCAGGUUAUGCCACCCGGCCUCCCUGCCCGCCUGGCCGGGUCAGCAGCAACGAGGAAUGUGUUCGCCAGCGGUACCGGCCCGUCAGUGUCCGCCGAGCACACGGCACGCAAAUAGUUGCGGGUGUGAUUUGUGGCACAGUGUGUGUCAUGAUGGUGGUCGCAGCAACUUACGGCUGCGUCUACGCCUCGCUGAUGGCGCGGUACCAGAGGGAGAUGAAGAACCGUGGCCAGCCCCUGAUGGCUGAGUCCGGAGCCGAGACAGACCUGGAGGACGGGCAAAUGUCAUCUCCGAACUCGCCAAAGGAGACGCUGCCCAAAGAGGCCUGCAGCAUCGUGCAUGGGUAUCGAAUCAGCAGCUUCUGACCCACUGCUUUUUACUGAUUUCAGAUCCUUCCGGGCCGCUCUGACUGCUUCUGCUCUCAUCAUUGAUGACACAGCGUCUGCAGAGAGAAACCCUGCAGCUCUGUGAUUGUGCUGAAAAUCUCUGGGCGGGCACUGAUUGUACAGCUAAUGGACCGGACUAGAUUCAGUGAAACUGGAAUGCUGCAGCACUUCUUUUAAUGUAUGGAUGCUCUGUGAAUUGUUGUUCCCCGCGCUGCAUCUCUCAGCCAGCUUUUAAAUUCCUCUGAAGCUGCUGUUUGGCACUUCUGCACCUCGACUUCCCUUCAUCUGUGUUUUUGAUUCUUCUUUAGAAAUAUGAAACUACCUUUUUGUUCAAGCUGUCUGUCUUUGUAUGUGAGCCCAACAAGCACAAGCUCCAAAACUACAAAAGUACAAAUGUCUGUGAAUCUGUGAAAUGUGACAUUUCUCCUGUUGUUUGUUGCACAAAUGCUCCUUAUACUUCUUGAUCAGUUGUGUAUUUUAUUUAUUUGUGUUAUCUUUAACGCCCCCACUUUGAGAAAUUAUUCUUUGUACCUCUGUUACGUGGAUGGCCUGUUGAAUUCCCUCCAAAAACCAGACACUUUAAACCAUGUUAAGAGCUCUACUGCUGUCAGAGAAGUGUUGUUUUAAGCCUAAUCACCGAGUUACAAUGCAUUCAAACAAUACUAGAGCUGUACUGCCACCUAGAGAAAAAAGCUUUGAGCUACAACUACUUUCAGUCCAGCACAAACAAACUCUCAAGCUCUAUGACAAACAGGUAAAACAACAAUUAUUCCCACCAUAGCAAAGUUUGAGAUACUGACUGAAAAUGUGUGAGGGUAUCACCCCACAUAUACUGCAAAUGCCAUGUGUUUUGAUUUAUUUAGUCCAUAUUUUCUGUGAUAUGCACAUGAAACAUUGUCUCAAAUUCAACUCAAGGACUGUUAAUCAUGCUGAAGAUAAUAAAAUCUAUUUAUCUAAA
Molecule: messenger RNA, 2277 nt
Organism: Siniperca chuatsi (mandarin fish)
Lineage: Eukaryota; Metazoa; Chordata; Actinopteri; Centrarchiformes; Sinipercidae
Product: leucine-rich repeat and transmembrane domain-containing protein 2-like
Exons: 3
Coding region: 87-1298 (403 amino acids)
Cellular component (GO): extracellular matrix
Molecular function (GO): protein binding
Source: RefSeq, a predicted model, not a curated record